Molecule: messenger RNA, 1644 nt
Organism: Penicillium olsonii
Lineage: Eukaryota; Fungi; Ascomycota; Eurotiomycetes; Eurotiales; Aspergillaceae
Source: the annotation of a GenBank genome assembly
AUGGCGGGGGGCUCAGCUAUCAAUGUCUUCAAAUUCAACACUGGAGGUCUGCCCAAGGAGACACUCAACGCAAAGUUAUGGUUUGCCGUGUUUGCGUUCGGUCUGAUGGGGGCCGCCCGUGGUGUUGACGAGGGUCUCAUCACGGGUGUCUUCAACUCUCAUGCCUUCAAACAAUCUAUCGGUAUUGAUGAUCUUGAUUCGAGUGAGCUUGCGAGCAUCAAGGGUACCAUUUCCUCCAUGGUUCAGCUUGGUAGUGUUGCUGGGGCUUUAUUUGCAUUCGUCGUUUGUGACCGUAUCGGUCGUGUCUGGGCUACUCGCCAGCUCUGUGUUUUUUGGAUCGUCGGUAUCGCCAUCUUCAUCGGAAACAAUGGUAAUUUAGGUGCCGUCUAUGCUGGUCGGUUCGUUGCUGGUAUUGGAAUUGGACAGACUUGCGUCGUGGGUCCAAUUUAUCUGUCUGAGAUUUCACCUGCACCUAUCCGAGGUCUGUGUACUUGUAUGUUUACGGGUGCUGUAUACCUUGGAAUUAUGAUUGCCUACUUUGCCAACUGGGGCGCCCAAAUCCAUAUGGCUGAUACUUUCAACCGCUGGGCUGUGCCUACCUCGCUUCACCUUAUGUUCGCCGGUAUCAUCUUGAUUCUCACCCUUUUCCAACUUGAGUCGCCUCGCUUUUACAUUAAGCAGGGCAAACGAGAAAAGGCCCUUGAAUCUCUUUGCAAGCUUCGUGGCCUACCGGCAACACACCCUUAUGUCCUCGACGAGAUCACCGAGAUGGACGUUGCCUUUCAAGAAGAGAUGGAGGCAACUUCUGGCAUGGGGUGGAAAGGCCUGUUCAAGGAGAUCCUCGGUAUCAAGCGCAACUCUUAUCGACUAUUCCUCACCAAUCUCGCUCAGAACAUGGCCUGCUGGUCCGGUGGCUCUGCAAUUACGGUGUACGCCCCGGAUUUGUUCACGCUGGUCGGCAUUACCGGUCAAGAGCAGUCUCUGUUCUCGACCGUUGUCUUCGGUGUUGUGAAGUUUGUCGCGGCGAUCAUCUGCGCUCUCUUUUUGGUUGAUAUGGCCGGCCGAAAGCGAUCUCUGAUCAUCGGCAUUGUUCUACAGACUAUCGCCAUGUUUUACAUUGCCAUCUUCCUCAACCUUGUUCCCAUUGCGAAUAACCCUGAUUUCACCCCCAACGAGACUCAGAAUCGCGCAUCCACCGCUGCCAUUGCCUUCAUCUACAUCUCCGGUGUCGGGUGGGCCCUCGGGUGGAACAGUGGUCAAUACCUGUUGUCGUCUGAGCUAUUCCCCCUCCGCAUUCGGGGUAUUUGCUCCUCUAUCACCAUGGCUAUGCAUUUCAUCUGUCAGUAUGCUGUGAAUCGCGCCCUACCAGAGAUGCUGCUUGAACAUGGGGGUCUCGGUCCCGAUGGAACAUUCUACUUCUUUGGUGUCAUUUCCAUUCUUGGUGGAAUUUGGGUCUGGCUCUUUGUUCCCGAGGCGGCUGGCCGCAGUCUGGAAACCAUUGAUAAGAUGUUCGAUUUGCCCUGGUACAAGAUUGGUCUGUUCGGUCGCAAGUUUGCAGAAGAAUAUGAUCGGGAGCAGGAGCGUAUCUAUCAGGAUGAGAAGAAGGAUGGGGGUGUUGUUGUGUCUCAUAACGAGACUGCAUGA